Pelobates cultripes (western spadefoot toad) is the source of this 669-nucleotide messenger RNA. The record is from the annotation of a GenBank genome assembly. NCBI's taxonomy places the organism in Eukaryota, Metazoa, Chordata, Amphibia, Anura, Pelobatidae.
AUGGAGCUCACACACGAGGUACAAUCGACACUCGAGAGGCCCCCGCUCACCGACCACAACAUGGUGAGGAAAUCCCUCAAAUCCCAGGCUGGGGUCCUCAAAGAAACCCGGUACAUAGGGACAUUAUUUCAAAAGCCCCAGAGCCAGAAAAUGGUGGCUGGCCCAGAUCUGAUAUCCAGUCCCCACAGCUCCGACCUGACUUCAGAGGGGCAGGGAAGCUCCCAUCAACCUCAACCGUCUCCGGAACUACGGGAUGAGGGGGAAGACCUAGCGCCUGCCACAAAACGGGAUAUCAGGCAGCUAAUAAGGGAGAUGAAGCAAAUGUUUGAUGCUGACAUGAACUUAGCUCGUGUCCCAAGAGUCCAGGCCUCAGAGGAAGAUAUCACUGAUACUCGACAAGCACUGGAAACAAUGGGAGAUACCCUACACCCGCUACAAUCCUCUGACCCUGCAUUCCAACUCAGACUGGAUAAUAUGGUAGACCGCAACCGGCGGAUGAACAUCAAAAUCCGUGAUAUACCAGACUCUAUAGGCCUGACAGAACUGUCUCAUUAUGGAGGUUAUCUGCUACACUGUUACCUCACACCUAGGCCAAGAAAUUGGAAUUUAACGGACACUUCAGAAUCAAUAAGGCUAAACAAGCACCGCCUGCAGCCCCGCGGGAUGUAA